AUGCGUUUUAUUGUUGGGUUGAUAAUUUUAAUGUUUCCUAUGAAAUGCUCAUCUGAGUCAAAUCUUCAGUCGAAUCAGAUGAGAAUUUACACUAGACUGAUGUGGAAAACAACGCCACUAUGCUCAAACUCCAAAGAGAAUAGUUCAAUAUUCUCAAGAAGUUUUUUGCCGCGCGAAGGUGCCGACGAUAGGAACCAUUUAAAAAAUUGUGCAGUCGAAUGUCAGAUAUCGAUCGAAACCUGUUUUGCGUUUCAAGUUAGAGUGAUGUUAAAUGAUGCUGGUUUGUACGACGUUUCAUGUUAUCACUUCAACAACUUGCCAGAUGGUUUAUAUAAGAACCUUGCCGGAGACUGUUUCUUGUAUCUUGCUGAAAAGCCAACCUACAUCAAGGUAACAUCCGUCGGCUUCUUUGAAUUGAUUCCAGGCAUACAGCACCCCAUACUGAACGACGACAUACAGGGAAUGAACCAAUAUUGUGGAAUUUUUCCUAGCAACAGAGGAGUGAAUGUGUUCCAGUUCAACAUACAAAACUAUUCCGUGUAUAAUUUUUAUAAUUUUGAUGUCACACUUAAUGCAUACAAUGCUUUAAGAAUGAUGAAUUUUUUCAAGAGCACAGUCAAUGGAACGAUAAUUAUAGGUGAGACCUGUGAUGAAGCCGCUUCAAAUAUGGGUAAUAUAAUUCCGUAUUUGAAGAGCAUCAACCUGGAUAUGAGUAGUUUACAAUACAGAAAGAAAUGGCUGUUUGUAUGGCAGCAGGGAGCUUACGAGAAAACGCUCUCUAUUAUCGAUAAUAAUUCAAAAGUUCCUUUGUCUAAGGAAUUUGUUUUAUGCAAUACAGCCAGGAACAAAUCAGAUUGGACGGGAUUUACUCCACGGGUAAUCUUUUAA
Helobdella robusta is the source of this 888-nucleotide messenger RNA. RefSeq lists its product as hypothetical. The coding region runs from base 1 to 888 and encodes 295 amino acids. The transcript is spliced from 4 exons. Lineage: Eukaryota; Metazoa; Annelida; Clitellata; Rhynchobdellida; Glossiphoniidae. The record is from RefSeq and is a predicted model, not a curated record.